CGGCACCAUCCUCAUCAGAUCUAAGUGCCACAUUCCUAGGAAACGAAACCCGAUGAGCUUGACACGUGAAACGUCGGUUAGUAGCUUCUAGUAACUGAUUUACUUUGGUGGUUAGCCCAAAUGAGUGGUCCAAUAAAAAAAGAAAGCGGGUAAGUCGUUGUUUCUGUUCUGUGAAGUAACAGAUGAAAAUUAAUGGAAACGAUCCCAAAUUCCCUAGUCUCUAGCUUCCAACCCUAAUUUCCGAUUUUUUUGGUCUCCCAAUCAAUACCUAUUUCUUCUCUCUCCUUCACAAUCUCUCUUCGUUUCCAAAAGCUCUGUUUUUUUUUGUUGUCCUUUUCUCUCUUUUUUUCUUUCUUCCUCAUAAGGAAAGUUUUUAUGUUCAGCAUCUGAUUCAUGGAAAGUUUUGUUUUGUCUUAAAUUAGGAUGGGUAGAGUGAAGCUAAAGAUAAAGAAACUACAGAACAUGAAUGGACGUCAAUGUACGUAUACGAAAAGGAGACAUGGGAUUAUGAAAAAGGCUAAGGAGUUAUCGAUCUUAUGCGACAUAGAUGUUGUGCUUCUCAUGUUUUCUCCCAUGGGAAAGGCUUCAAUUUGCAUAGGCAAACACAGCAUUGGAGAAGUCAUUGCUAAGUUUGCUCAACUCUCUCCUCAAGAAAGAGCAAAGAGGAAGUUGGAAAACCUUGAAGCCUUGAGGAAAACUUUCAUGAAAGCUAACCACGAUAUAGAUAUAUCAAAGUUUCUAGACAGAAUUAGUACACCAACAGUUGAGGUGCUUAGCGAAAAAAUCAGGUUUCUGCAAACACAAUUAUCAGAUAUACACACACGACUAAGCUACUGGACCGAUGUAGAUAAUAUCGACAGCGUAGAUGUUUUGCAGCAACUAGAACAUUCACUAAGACAAUCUCUGGCUCAAAUCUAUGGUCGUAAGGCGAGCAUGCCGCAACGUCAGCAGCAACAACUUAUGUCCUCACAAUGCAAAAACCAGUUGCAGACUGAAAUAGAUAUAGAUUUCGGAAUGGAGAUGGAGCAACAACUUGAGAAUUUCUCAUGGGUUCGUACCGAUGAAAACAUGAAUGUUCCUAUAGAAGAAGAAGACCCUAAUCUGCAGCUUCAUCACAUGUACAAGGACAUAACGUGUUCUGCAAGUUCAGCUCUUGGAAAUUACUCAGGACUCUUUAGUAAAAGCUCAGAUAUCUUACAAAAACUAGAAACCGGUAGCAUUCCCGGGACAUCGGCUGAUCCGAACCAACAAUUCAGCAAUCUCAGUUUCUUAAAUGAUCAAAAGCUUAAGCAACUAGCUGAGUGGAAUCUAUUAGGCAGUCCUGCGGAUUACUACGUUAGCCAGAUCUUGGAAGCUUCUUAUAAGCCUCAGAUUGGAGGAAAAAACAACGGCGCUUCUUCUGAAACAUUACCUUAUGUUGCGGUCUUCGAUGAUCCUCUAUAUUUUUGGGUAAAUAACGGUUUGUUCAUCAUUCAUUUGUUUUCAAAACUCUGUUAUUACUGGUCUUGUUUUGCUGACUGUUUCUGAACAUAUCUAAUAUGCAACAGCCAAACUGACAAGUAGCUCCGGAAAAAAACAUAAGACGCAUUGAUCCGAAAACGCGCCUUGUCUUUGUAUCAACGAGUCAUAAAUGCCGAAGAAGCUAGGAUUGAUAGGUUACAUGGACACAUACUACACUAGAUGAUACUAUUUUAAGUUACUUGUAACUCGAGAGUCAUCUCCAAAAAGCGUAAGCAAAGUAUUGUUUCUCGGUUAUAUACUAUUUAUAAUACAAGUCUAAGCUGUGAACGAGAGAUGUAAAUAAAUGCGUUUACCUCUGCUUACGCAUCUAUAAAAUAACAUAAUAUGAGUUGGCUAGAAA
Messenger RNA from Arabidopsis thaliana (thale cress), 1861 nucleotides. RefSeq names its product AGAMOUS-like 94 (gene AGL94). The coding region runs from base 424 to 1527 and encodes 367 amino acids. Gene Ontology annotation, molecular function: DNA-binding transcription factor activity, RNA polymerase II-specific; protein dimerization activity; cis-regulatory region sequence-specific DNA binding. Gene Ontology annotation, biological process: regulation of DNA-templated transcription; pollen maturation; regulation of pollen tube growth. Gene Ontology annotation, cellular component: nucleus. The transcript is spliced from 10 exons. NCBI's taxonomy places the organism in Eukaryota, Viridiplantae, Streptophyta, Magnoliopsida, Brassicales, Brassicaceae. The record is from RefSeq and is marked reviewed.